Messenger RNA from Cinclus cinclus, 2434 nucleotides. RefSeq names its product RNA binding motif protein 28 (gene RBM28). Lineage: Eukaryota; Metazoa; Chordata; Aves; Passeriformes; Cinclidae. The record is from RefSeq and is a predicted model, not a curated record. The transcript is spliced from 17 exons. Gene Ontology annotation, molecular function: RNA binding. The coding region runs from base 2 to 2221 and encodes 739 amino acids.
GAUGGCGGCGCCGGAGCCCCGCACGGUGCUGGUGCGGGGCCUCCCUCCCGGCGCCACGGCCGCCCUCCUGGAGAGGCUCUUCGGGCACCUGGGGCCGGUUCGCCGCUGCUUCGUGGUCACCGAGAAGGGCUCCCCGCAAUGCCGUGGGUUCGGCUACGUGACCUUCUCUUUGGCCGAGGACGCAGGGCGGGCGCUGCGGGAGCCGCCCGAGCUGGGGGGGCGGCGCCUAGGGGUGACCCUGGCCCGGCCGCGGCCCCGGCCCGAGGGCAGGGACAAGAACAAGGACAAAGACCAGGAGCCACCCCCGACCGCCCCCCGGCCCAAGAAGCCGCGGGGCCCCUCCCGCAAGGCGCGGCUGAUCCUGCGUAACCUCAGCUUCCAGUGCUCCGAGGAUGAGCUCCGGGCUCUCUUCACCCCAUUUGGCCCUGUCCUGGAGCUGAACCUACCCCGGAAGCCUGAUGGGAACCUGAGGGGCUUCGCCUUCGUCCAGCUCCAGAAUCUCCGGGAAGCAGCUGCGGCACUGAGGAGACUCAACGGGGCCCAGCUGCGAGGGCGACCACUGGCUGUGGAUUGGGCUGUGGCCAAGGACAAGUACCAGGGGACACAAGGACCCCCAAAGACUCCUGAGGGGGAACAGAAAGGGAAGGAAAAACAGGAAAAAGAGGAGGAGGAGGAAGAGCAAGGAGAGGAAGGGGAAGGGGGAGGGGAGGAAGAGGAGGAUGAAGAAGAGGAAUUGGAGGAAGAAGAAGAGGAGGAAGAAAAAGAUGAGGAAGAGGAGGAAGAAGCUGCCCAGCCCCACUGGCAGGCCCCAAAAGGAGCAUCAGAGGUCAGAGCUGGUCACAGGAAAAAAAAGAAGAGAGAGGAAGCUGAGGAAGAAGAUGAAGUACAACAGGAGGAAGAUGAGGAGGAUGAGGAAGCAGAGGAGCCCCCCAGGAAGCGCCAGCAGCACCUGUCGGAUGUGGGCGAGGGCAGGACAGUGUUCAUCCGGAACCUCUCAUUCGACACAGAGGAGGAGGAGCUGGAAGAGACCCUGAGCCAGUUUGGAGGAGUCUCCUAUGUCCGGCUGGUGCUGCACCCCCACACUGGGACCCCCAAAGGCUGUGCCUUUGCCCAGUUCAAGACCAUCGAGGGGGCCCAGAAAUGCCUUGAGGCUGCUCAAGAGGGGCCUGAGGGCGGGGGGCUCCGUGUGGGGGGGCGGUUGCUGCGCGUGGACCCCGCCCUGAGCCGGGAGCAGGCCCAGGGACUCCAGGGUCUGGGGGGGACCCGGCCCCGAAGCGGCACCAGGAACCUUUACCUGGCCCGUGAGGGGGCCAUCCGCCCGGGCUCCCGCGCUGCCGAGGGUGUCAGCGACUCGGACAUGGCCAAGCGAGUGCGGUUCGAGGAGCUGAAGCGGCGGCGGCUGCAGGACCCCAACAUUGGGGUGUCCCGGACACGGCUGUGUCUGCACAACCUGCCCAAGGCUCUGGACACGGCCCGGCUGCGGGCUCUGCUCAGGGGGGUCCUGAGGGCCCCGGGAGGAGCAGCACCCCGAAUUAUAGAGUGCCGGGUGAUGCGGGAGCUGCGGGGCCAGGGCCAAUCUUUGGGGUUCGCCUUUGUGGAGUUUGGGGAGCACGAGGAGGCCCUGGGUGCCCUGCGGCGCCUCAACAACAACCCUGAGCUCUUCGGAGCCCACAAGCGCCCAAUUGUGGAGUUUGCGCUCGAGGACCGGCGGAAGCUGCGGCUGCGGGAGCAGCGGAUCCAGCGGGGCCUGGCCAAAGCCAGGGCCAAGGUCAAGGCAGGACUCCCAGAGCCUCCCCUGGACCCCUCCCAGGGGCACCCAGCCCCCCCCACAGGCUCAGGGGGUCCGCAGGGCCCCCCCAGGGCGCCCCCGGGGACCCCCCCCGGGACCCCUUGGGCCGGGUUCUGCACGCAGGGCCCGGGGCACAGGGGGGCUCCUGGUGCUCCCCGCACCAAGGUGCUGGCAGUGCCCUCACACCACGGCCCCAAAAUCAGGAAACGGGACAAGGGGAAGGCUCAGCACCCCCCCAAGCCAUCCAAAGCCCCCAAGGGCUCUCAGCGGCGAGAGAAGCUCCGGCUGCCUCCCCACCAGAGCCAGCAGCGGCGCCGGGGGAGCCCCGGGGGAGCCGAGGCACGGUUCCAGGAGCUGGUGGAGAGGUACAAGAGGAAGAUUUUGGGGACCAACCCCCCCACAGCUCGGAGGAGCAAGUGGUUCGAGAGCUGAGACACCCACAAACCCCCUGACAUCCCAAAAAAAACCCCCUGGGGAUGCCGGGGGUCCCAAACAUUACAGGGGAGUUUUGGGGUGCUGCCCCCCCAUGAGGUCUGUGAGGGAUUGGGGGGGGUUGAGACCCUUGGGUCCCCCCCGCCCCCCCUGGGAUUUGGGGGUAUUCCCCCCCUGCCCCAUGGCUCUGUAGGUUUUAAUAAAAAUGGGGUU